Molecule: messenger RNA, 2093 nt
Organism: Punica granatum (pomegranate)
Lineage: Eukaryota; Viridiplantae; Streptophyta; Magnoliopsida; Myrtales; Lythraceae
Source: RefSeq, a predicted model, not a curated record
ACACUGCUAUGCAGACUGUAUCGCUUCAUGAUUGGUGCUGGGAUACACAUUAACCAAACGUUUAUGUAUCUAUAAGAGGGAAAAGAAAGAAAGCACUUCGGCAUCCCCUUCCCAAGUGGGAGACAAGGCAUGGAGGAAUAUUUCUAUUCUUGUUGAAGCUAAAGCUUUAAUGGAGGUUCUUGGGGCAAAACUUUGCCGGGUUUUCAUCUCUUGCAGAGACUGAUAAGAAGAACUUUGAUCAUGCAGCCAUGCUUGCAGAAGCUGAUUGUGAAUGUCCCGUGUGCUGCACAUAAACUCUGAUCAUCAGCUUUCUGCGGUUUUUCUUUCUGGAUUGAGAAAGUGAAAGAGAAGAGGAAGAGCUUCUUUUGGUCUGAAGCAAACUCGUUUCUCUAUUUCUGCUGCCAUGGCCGAGGAAGAAGACCCUUUUGCCUCUGAAGGAAAGAGGACAGCUCCAAUCUGCAUUCUCUUCGAGGAUGCCAGACAGGUUUUCAAGUUCGACGAUCUGGGUCGAGAAGUAGCCCAGAUAGCGUUCCCUGCUGCACUUGCUUUGACCGCUGACCCGAUUGCUUCUCUGAUCGAUACAGCCUUCAUUGGCCGAAUAGGUCCGGUGGAACUUGCAGCUGUGGGGGUUUCUAUUGCUCUGUUCAAUCAAGUCUCAAGAAUCGCCAUAUUCCCUCUCGUGAGUGUGACGACCUCCUUUGUUGCCGAGGAAGACACUGUAAGCCCUGAAGGACCUGAAGUAAGCCCCGAAAACAAGGAAUUAAUACCCCAGAAAGAGUCAAGCGACAGUGCUCUCAAGUUUAGCAGCUUCGACUCAGAGAAGUUGGAGCAGAUGACCACAAGGAGACACAUACCAUCGGCUUCUACAGCAUUGGUCAUGGGAAGCAUCCUCGGUCUUGUUCAAGCCAUUCUGCUUAUUGCAGGUGCAAAGCCUCUGCUAAACUUCAUGGGAGUCGGCUACGAUUCUCUGAUGUUAACACCUGCGCAGCGAUACUUGACACUGAGGUCUCUUGGGGCCCCAGCAGUUCUGCUUUCAUUAGCAAUGCAAGGAGUCUUCCGUGGACUUAAGGACACGAAAACUCCCCUAUAUGCAACUAUUGCAGGAGACGCAACCAACAUAAUUCUUGACCCGAUAUUUAUUUUCGUCUUCCAUCUCGGUGUCAGUGGUGCAGCAAUCGCCCAUGUAAUAUCUCAGUACCUAAUCUCUGUCAUACUUUUCUGGAGAUUAAUGGACCAAAUUGAUCUAGUCCCUCCGAGCAUAAAGCACUUGCAGUUUGGCCGGUUCCUGAAGAACGGUUUUCUGUUACUGAUGAGGGUCAUCGCGGUGACCUUCUGUGUAACCCUGGCGGCAUCGAUGGCGGCCCACCUCGGGCCUACACCCAUGGCCGCUUUUCAGGUCUGCUUGCAGGUUUGGUUGGCCGCUUCCCUCCUUGCCGACGGGCUAGCUGUUGCCGGACAGGCGAUCCUUGCGAGCGCAUUUGCUAGGAAGGACUACAGCAAGGCUGCAGCAACGGCAUCCCGUGUUCUGCAGCUAGGACUGGUUCUUGGGCUGAUCUUAGCAGCUGUUCUAGGAGUCGGAUUGAGAGUCGGAGCGAAACUAUUCACAAAAGAUGUUAACGUCCUUCAUGUCAUAAGCAUAGGCAUCCCAUUUGUUUCGGCUACUCAACCUAUAAACACCUUGGCCUUCGUCUUCGAUGGAGUCAACUUUGGGGCUUCUGAUUUUGCAUAUUCCGCAUACUCUAUGGUUGCAGUGGCUCUUAUCAGCAUCCUCUGUCUGUUCAUUCUAUCUUCGAGCUACGGAUUCAUCGGAAUAUGGGUCGCGCUGACAAUCUAUAUGAGUCUACGAGCAUUGGCUGGAUUCUGGAGAAUCGGGACUGGGACUGGGCCCUGGAAUUUCCUCUGGAGAUGAGUCGUGCGCUGCUCUCGCUCGCAGAAUGUUCUUCGAUGCCUCGAUCCGCCAAUGCUGUAUAUAAUUAUCCGAUCCAAGAAUAUCUAUAUAUAUAUAUAUAGCUAAAGAAUGAAGAGCUGGUAGUACCAGAAAGAGAUGUCUGUAACGAAUAUUGGAGUAAAAUAAAAAAGCCUAAUUUCGCAUC